AUGGCGGACCUGGGAGUUUUCAGUGAGCUGAAGAACCAGCAACGGCCAGUCCGUCGCAAUGACAAGACCUACAGCAAGAAAAAGGGCCAGACCGCCGGGAGACGAGCGAUGCAUUUCGAUCUCUUUGGCGGAGGGACGAAUGAGAACGACUUCGUUGACAAGAUGGAGAAACUGACCUUUUCAGACGAUGUUAGAGAGAUGACCGUGGAGCCUUCACCCGAACCGAUUCUUCCGCUUGAGGAAAGACCAGUUGAACACCACCACCGACCCCGACGACGUCAGAAAGCCGCUACAUCGACGAAAAUGGCGAACCUCACCUGGCUCCAACUUCAGCAACUCGAUCCACUGCUCUCACUCGUUGGACAAAAAGGAGUCAAAGAUUUCCAGGAAUUUGGUCGAAGCAUCGGGAAGAAGUACCUAUGCACGAAGCUUGGUGAAGGGUCAUAUGCCGACGUUUUCAAAUUUGAGGCAAAGGAACUCGCAGAUGUCCAGGAACUGGAAGAGCAAGGCGGCCUCAUCGUCAAAAUCAUCCCGUUCAAAUUGACCAAAGAGGUCAAAAGUGACAUAACCGACCUGGAUUCGGUCCUCCGAGAAGUCAUGCUGAUGCAGACAGUCGACGCUUUGCACGGAUUUGUGCGCUGUCGCGGCAUCCAUAUCGUCAGUGGCACAUAUCCAGACGUCCUCCUUGAAGCAUUCGACACGUUCAAAGCAGUAAGACCAGUUUCGGCACACCAUACCAAUCCGCUGAAGGAUUUUUCUCCACACCAGCUCUAUGCCAUCAUGGAGAUGAACGAUGUUGGAAGACCCAUCUAUCACCUCCAACCCUUAUCAGCAUUCCAGGUGUAUGACAUUUUCUGGAAUACUGCGAUGAGCCUCGCUCACGCAGAGAAACAAAUCGAGUUCGAGCACCGAGACAUGCACAAUGGCAACAUCUGCUGGAAGCCUCUGACCAAAGAUGGUCGGCUCGACGCGGCCCAGAGCGUUAUUGAAGAGAUGAAAGAGAGGCCAGAAGUCGUCCUCGGAAUGUCAAAUCUGCAAAUCACAGUCAUUGACUACACCCUCUCACGUGCCCGAAUCAACGACGGGACGGGAGGCGGCGCCAUCAUCUUCGACCCCAUGUUAUUUUGGGAAACAGAGGCCUACAAUGCAAAGACCGAGGCGGAGAAGCGGCAAUGGGGGACAUAUCGGCGUGUCCGCGAGUGGGCCAGGAUCACCGAGUUCGAGGCGGAGGAAAAGGCCAGACUUGGAGGACUCAAAUACGAGGCAACGAACAAGUAUGAGAGGUUCCAGCCCAAAUCCAACUUGUUCUGGCUCGGGUACCUGCUUGCGGACAUGCUGGCGAGGACUCCGGCUGGCAGGGGCGCCAUCUUGCCAGGCAGUAGCAGGCCAGCCAAGGACCUACAGAUCCAGCUGUGGGCAAAGUUGAUUGAGGUGUCGGCCUACCUCAAUCAAAUGACGCCGACGUUGUUGCCAGAGGGGGCCGACGCCUUCAUCGCGGUGGCCAUGGAGAGGGGGUGGCUGGCGCCAGCUGACCUGGCGGCCUACAAAGCCCGGGCGGAAGAGUAG
Molecule: messenger RNA, 1566 nt
Organism: Fonsecaea erecta
Lineage: Eukaryota; Fungi; Ascomycota; Eurotiomycetes; Chaetothyriales; Herpotrichiellaceae
Exons: 2
Coding region: 1-1566 (521 amino acids)
Biological process (GO): intracellular signal transduction; protein phosphorylation; mitotic cell cycle
Cellular component (GO): nucleus; cytoplasm
Molecular function (GO): ATP binding; histone H3T3 kinase activity
Source: RefSeq, a predicted model, not a curated record